Corylus avellana is the source of this 1199-nucleotide messenger RNA. RefSeq names its product syntaxin of plants 111 (gene SYP111). Lineage: Eukaryota; Viridiplantae; Streptophyta; Magnoliopsida; Fagales; Betulaceae. The record is from RefSeq and is a predicted model, not a curated record. Gene Ontology annotation, molecular function: SNAP receptor activity; SNARE binding. Gene Ontology annotation, cellular component: SNARE complex; plasma membrane; endomembrane system. Gene Ontology annotation, biological process: vesicle fusion; exocytosis; intracellular protein transport.
AAAACAGGUAAUCAGCUAAGCUAGUAUUUCUACUGAAAAGGUCCUGACAUCUUCUUCUUUAUUAGAUUUGUUUCCAAAUCCUCUCUCUCUCUCUCUCUCUGAUCUCCAACUGGGAAGUAAGCUGAUUGCAGAGAAAGGAUAUAUCUUAAUUUUCAAGUUAAAAGGAUAAAAACAUGAACGACCUUAUGACCAAAUCCUUCACCAACUAUGUGGAUUUAAAGAAAGCGGCCGUGAAGGAUGUGGAUCUGGAAGCCGGAGAUUUAGAGAUGGCAUCUUCCACAACCUACAUGGACAGCGACCUUGGUCUCUUCCUGGAAGAGGCCGAGAAGGUGAAGAAGGAGAUGGCCCUACUCCGGGACAUUCUGGGCAAACUACAGCAAGCCAACGAGGAGAGCAAAUCCCUUCACAAGCCCGAGGUCUUGAAAUCCUUGCGCAACAGUAUCAACGGGGACAUACUCACAGUGCUCAAGAAGGCCAGGACCAUCCGCUCUCAACUUGAAGAAAUGGAUCGCGCCAACGUCGCUAAUAAGAGGCUCUCAGGCUACAAAGAAGGCACCCCGAUUUACAGGACCAGGAUUGCAGUCACCAACGGGCUGCGCAAGAAGCUCAAAGAACUUAUGAUGGACUUCCAGGGGCUGAGGCAAAGAAUGAUGUCCGAGUACAAGGACACGGUGGGCAGACGCUACUUCACCGUGACGGGGGAGUACCCCGACGAGGAGGUUAUAGAUAAGAUCAUAUCUAACGGAGGCGAGGAGUUUCUGGGAAGGGCGGUGCAGGAGCACGGAAGGGGGAAGGUGCUAGAGACGGUGGUGGAGAUACAGGAUAGGCAUGAUGCGGCCAAGGAGAUUGAGAAGAGCCUGCUGGAGCUGCAUCAGGUGUUUCUGGAUAUGGCCGUGAUGGUGGAGGCGCAGGCUGAGCAGAUGGACGACAUUGAGCACCAUGUCAUGAAUGCUGCGCACUAUGUCAAGGAUGGUACCAAAGAUCUUAAGACAGCAGUGGGGUACCAGAGGAACAGCAGGAAGUGGAUGUGUGCCGGUUUGAUACUUCUCCUUGUGCUCAUUCUUGUUGUGGUCAUCCCUAUUGCCACCAGUUUCAGCAAUUCUUGAAUGUCUUAUAUUUUCUUCAAUCUUGGGACUGUAAUAGUCUGUCAACUGGUUUGGUUGAGGGAAUCGUCAAAUAACUGCUGUCAUUUUUAUCUU